AUGCCAUUAAGCAUCUUCAUACUCAAGAAUUCCAACGGUUUAAAGAAGAUGUUUGAUCAUACUCCUAAUCAGGAAGCUCGUUUCAACAAAAUCCCCCAGAAUGACGACUGUGAGACCCUCCUCUCACAGUCAAGCACUGAUGAUUACACGAAGAAACCAAAACGACCCCUCUGGCAUUACGGCAUCAGUUCCUUAUUCCUUCUCUACUCUGUCAUCAUAUUCCUGGCCGGCAUCUGGAUUGGCAGCCAUAGACUUUUCGACGCCGAUAGCUUCUGCGGAGGCCAUGUCUCUCAUUACUCACCUUUAGUAAAAGAAAGGAUUGGUCUCCAUUACAACCUCCAACGCUUCAAUGGCUCCUUCAUGAAGCUUAAUGCCUUCCGCCAACCAGCCGGGCCAGAAGUAGAUGCAGCCUGGGGCUCCCUAGGAACCGAUUACCGCGCAUUUGUCGUCUCCCCCUCCGACGGUCCUCGCUCCGGCCUUACUCCCAAAACCCACGUCCAUAUCUCCCCCCAGUACGGUGGCGGCUAUCCCGCCAACGUCGAAGGCCUACACCAUCUACACUGCCUGAACCUACUACGCCAGGCUCUCUACUACAAUUACGACUACUACCACGCCCUUGGGCAGGGUGCCUUCUCUAAUGCUGACCACGUCGUCCGCUUUCACGUUACGCACUGCCUCGACAUCCUGCGCCAGCAGCUCAUGUGUGCGGUUGAUGUGGGCGUGCUGGGACAAGUAUGGACAUUUCGCGAGGAUCCGAGUGCGUUUGUUGAUUUCAAUACCGAGCAUAAGUGUCGAAAUUAUGACGCCGUGAGGAAGUGGGCGGAGAAGAGGCAAUUGCCCGAGGAAGUGCCACCGGAUUUCCUGGUGCCUCUGGGGGCGGAGGAUGUGGUUUAUGAGGAGAUUCCUUGA
Messenger RNA from Pseudogymnoascus verrucosus, 909 nucleotides. RefSeq lists its product as uncharacterized. The transcript is spliced from 3 exons. Gene Ontology annotation, biological process: mycotoxin biosynthetic process. NCBI's taxonomy places the organism in Eukaryota, Fungi, Ascomycota, Leotiomycetes, Thelebolales, Thelebolaceae. The record is from RefSeq and is a predicted model, not a curated record. Bases 1 to 909 code for a protein of 302 amino acids.